Striga hermonthica is the source of this 477-nucleotide messenger RNA. The record is from the annotation of a GenBank genome assembly. Lineage: Eukaryota; Viridiplantae; Streptophyta; Magnoliopsida; Lamiales; Orobanchaceae.
AUGGGUGCCUUCACCUACGAAACCGAAAUCGUCUCUCGAAUCCCGGCCGCGAAGAUGUUCAAGGCUGGCGUAGUUGAUGCGGACACCCUCAUUCCGAAAAUCAUGCCCGAGGCCAUCAAAAGCGUCGAGAUCUUGGAAGGUGACGGUGGUGUGGGGACCACCAAAGUGAUUCAUUUCGGGGAAAACGACCCGUUCAAGAGCGUGAGGCACCGUGUAGAUGCUAUCGACGGGGACAAUUUGAGCUACGGCUAUAGCAUCAUCGGUGGGGAUGCGUUGGGCGGCAUGCUUGAGUCGAUCGCGUAUCGUGUUGAGGUCGUCCCGAAAGAAGACGGUGGGUGCAUUUGCAAGAUCGCGGGCACUUAUCACGGGAAGGAGGGCGUGGAGCUUGACGAGGAGAAGAUUAAGGUGGGGGAGAAUAAGGCCGUGAUGAUGUUCAAGGCCAUUGAGGGUUAUCUCCUGGCUAAUCCUGAGGCCUAG